AUGCAGGAAGGAGGAGCGCGCAGACGCAAUGCUUCCGCUGCGUGCUCGUGCACCAUCAUUGCCGGAGUCCUUUGCUUGCUGCUGAGCGUCUGGCACUUGAACGGCACGGCGUCAUCGCCAUCUGGUCUCGAGAGGAGCUUCAAGCGCCUGCAAAGCCCUGCCGAGCUGUUUCGGUCUUUUCCUCUGCCUUUCACGUUGAAGCGGCUGGUCAACGAAAGCCGGGCCGAGGCAGCUGCCAUUUUGCAGGGCAGGGAUGAUCGCUUGAUUGCGGUUGUCGGCCCAUGUUCGAUUCAUGACCCUGAAGCUGCUCGCGACUAUGCUCGUCGCCUGCGAGAAGUGAAGGUUGAGUUUGAAGAAGAUCUCCUGAUCAUCAUGCGAACAUACUUGGAAAAACCACGAACUAGCGUUGGCUGGAGAGGCUUGAUCAGUGAUCCCGACCUCUCUGGGGCUGAAGACUUAGGGAGGGGCUUGGCACUUGGACGGCGCGUGCUGCUGGACAUGAAUGCUUUAGGGCUUCCGACCGCGGUGGAGUUCCUGGACCCGCUUGUAGCCCCAUACAUUGAGGAUGCCGUGACGUACGGCAGUAUCGGUGCCCGCACCGUCGAAAGCCCAAUCCACCGGGCCCUGGCAGCGAGCCUGAAAAUGCCCAUGGGCUUCAAGAACAGUCGCAGCGGCCCCUCGGAUGCAGUUCUGGGGAGGGCUGAGACCUACACAAAAACCUGGCAUACAUUACAGCUGCCAACCGUGCGCCGGAUCGGACGUGCCCUGGUUGUGAGUUGCAAUGCGUCCAGCCAAGAGUUGGAGCUGGCCGAUGCGCCUCUUGUGAGUCCAGGUGAUAUCCAAGAUGCUGUGAACGCGGCUGUUGCGGCAUCAGCACCUCAGAAGAAACUAGCUCCAGACAGCCGCGGUCGUGUGCGAAUCGUCCAGGCCGAUGGGAAUCCUGACUCGCACAUUGUGCUGCGUGGUGGUGAAGAUGGUCCAAACUUUGGCGAAGCCUUCGUCGCUGAGGCCAAGGAGCGGUUGAACAAGGCCGGCUUUCGAGGUGCGCAAAUUAUGAUCGAUUGCUCUCAUGGCAACUCCCGGAAAAAGUACGAGGGAGAGGUUGUGGCGUGCAGAUCUGUCGCCGACCAGGUGGCUGCUGGCAACACAGCAAUCGGCGGAGUUCUGAUCGAAAGCUUCCUGGUCGCCGGGAACCAGAAGUUGGAACCAGGUGUGACCCGAUUACAAGAUCUGAAAUAUGGCUGCAGCGUGACGGACUCCUGCAUGGACUUCAAUUCUACCAAGGACCUCCUCAGAGAAUUGGCAACUGCCGUCGUCGCAAGACGUGCCAAAGUAUCCCAGAGCUGGAAGGAGGCUGGGACCAAGCCUCAAAAAGCGCCUGUUCCGCAUUCGUGA
Symbiodinium pilosum is the source of this 1395-nucleotide messenger RNA. The record is from the annotation of a GenBank genome assembly. Lineage: Eukaryota; Dinophyceae; Suessiales; Symbiodiniaceae.